UCAAACAACUAUGUAUUCUCAAUCUCAGUGUCUUUCUUAUACUUAUACCUAUCACACACUUUCAAACCCAUCUACAAAUGGAUGUUACUUAUGUUCACAAACAUGUCUACACCUCCAUCCACCGGUCCAUCACAAACCACCAAAACUCCACCUACAAACCAUCCGCGGCCACAAACGCCGCGGGGUUCCCACUACUCGCCAUCGUGAUAGCCUGCAUUACCGCCAUCACGUUCCUCAUAGUUAGCUACUUCUUGAUCACCAAAUGUUGCUACCCGUUAGCCCGGUUCUUGAUGACCCGAACCCCUAGUUCUGACGAGCCACCAUCGAUCUACUCCACCCCGGCUUGGCAGAUCACUGGGCUCGACGAGUCACUGAUCCAACAAAUACCCGUUUGUCGGUAUAGUAAACGAGACGGUGACAACAUAAGACUUUACAAAUGUGUUGUUUGUUUGAAUGAGUUUCAAGAUGCUGAUACGUUAAGAGUUCUACCUAGUUGUGAUCAUGGUUUUCAUUUGCAUUGCAUUGACAUUUGGCUAAGGAGCAAUCCGAACUGCCCGAUUUGUCGGUUGAACAUCUCAGGUGGGGCCCCAAAUCCAACGGACACGAUUGUCAUGGCUUCUUCACCACAACAUCCGCCAUCAUUGACCCAUAACAGCCCCACAACUAGCGAUGAAGAGUUUGUUACAAUUGAAUUGGGGGAUUAUUCACGCGAGUCGCAGAAGUGUCGCGUUGACCCGAUAGUUAGCGACAAAAGGGUAUGUGUCGCGAAAGAUGAGGAGCUUGUGAUCCAACCCCUUAGGAGGUCAUUUUCGAUGGAUUCUGCAGCUGAUUGUCACGUUUACUUAUCGGUUCAAGACAUCAUACGAAACCAUGAAGAAGCGAACAGGACGAAACGACCAUUUUUCUCGUUCGGACAUACGCGUGGAUCACGAAGCGCUAUCCUUCCUCUAGAGUUGUAAUUAGAUGAUUGUUUGAUCUUGUUUUCAAUUUAUCCGUUCUUUUUGAGGUGUGAUAAAGAUAUAUUAUAUUCACUUUUCACUUGC
Helianthus annuus (common sunflower) is the source of this 1043-nucleotide messenger RNA. RefSeq names its product RING-H2 finger protein ATL16. Gene Ontology annotation, biological process: protein ubiquitination. The transcript has a single exon. Lineage: Eukaryota; Viridiplantae; Streptophyta; Magnoliopsida; Asterales; Asteraceae. The record is from RefSeq and is a predicted model, not a curated record. Gene Ontology annotation, molecular function: transferase activity. Bases 78 to 959 code for a protein of 293 amino acids.